Acinonyx jubatus (cheetah) is the source of this 3300-nucleotide messenger RNA. RefSeq names its product SRY-box transcription factor 7 (gene SOX7). The coding region runs from base 242 to 1402 and encodes 386 amino acids. Gene Ontology annotation, biological process: anatomical structure morphogenesis; regulation of DNA-templated transcription; cell differentiation. Lineage: Eukaryota; Metazoa; Chordata; Mammalia; Carnivora; Felidae. The transcript is spliced from 2 exons. Gene Ontology annotation, molecular function: DNA-binding transcription factor activity, RNA polymerase II-specific; RNA polymerase II cis-regulatory region sequence-specific DNA binding. The record is from RefSeq and is a predicted model, not a curated record.
AUCUCCCCCUCCUGGCAGGUCGGAGCGGGGACGCGGUGGCCCUGGACGCUGGGAGUGGGCCCGCGCCGAGACGGAGGGAGGGGCCGCGCCGCCUUCGAGAGUCAUUGGAGGACGCGACCGCCCGAAGCUGAUAAAUAAGGGGACGGGCCGCGGCUGCCAGCCAAGUUGGACGCCCGACCCGUGCGAGGGCCAGGUCAGCGCCUGCCCGGCGAGGCGAAACGAGGGGACCCCCCGUGCGGCCAUGGCCUCGCUGUUGGGAGCUUACCCGUGGCCCGAGGGGCUCGAGUGCCCGGCCCUGGAAGCCGAGCUGUCGGAUGGGCUGUCUCCACCGGCCGCCCCCCGCCCUCCGGGGGACAAGGGCUCGGAGAGCCGCAUCCGGAGGCCCAUGAACGCCUUCAUGGUGUGGGCCAAGGACGAGAGGAAACGUCUGGCCGUGCAGAACCCGGACCUGCAUAACGCCGAGCUCAGCAAGAUGCUGGGAAAGUCGUGGAAGGCGCUGACGCUGUCCCAGAAGAGGCCCUACGUGGACGAGGCGGAGCGGCUGCGCCUGCAGCACAUGCAGGACUACCCCAACUACAAGUACCGCCCUCGCAGGAAGAAGCAGGCCAAGCGCCUCUGCAAGCGCGUGGACGCAGGCUUCCUCCUGAGCUCCCUCUCCCGAGACCAGAACGCUCUGCCCGAGAAGCGCGGCGGCGGCCGGGGGACGCUAGGAGAGAAGGAGGACAGCGGUGAGUACUCCGCGGGCUCCGCCCUGCCCAGCCUGCGGGGCUGCUACCACGAAGGGCCGGCUGGCGGCGGCGGCACCCCUGGCAGCGUGGACACCUACCCCUACGGGCUGCCCACGCCCCCGGAAAUGUCGCCCCUGGACGUGCUGGAGCCGGAGCAGACCUUCUUCUCCUCUCCCUGCCAGGAGGAGCAUGCGCACUCCCGCCGCAUCCCCCACCUGCCGGGGCCCCCUUACUCACCGGAGUACGCCCCCAACCCCCUCCACUGCGGUCACCCCCUGGGCUCCCUGGCCCUUGGCCAGUCCCCAGGCGUCUCUAUGAUGUCCACUGUACCCGCCUGUCCCCCGUCUCCUGCCUAUUACUCCCCUACCACCUACCACCCUCUCCACUCCAACCUCCACGCCCACCUGGGCCAGCUCUCCCCUCCUCCCGAGCACCCCGGUUUUGAUGCCCUGGAUCAGCUGAGCCAGGUGGAACUCCUGGGGGACAUGGAUCGCAAUGAGUUCGACCAGUACUUGAACACUCCUGGCCACCCAGACUCUGCUGCGGGGGCUGUGGCUCUCAAUGGGCAUGCCCCGGUCUCCCAGGUGACAUCGACAGGCCCCACAGAGACCAGCCUUAUCUCCGUACUGGCUGAUGCCACGGCCACGUACUACAACAGCUACAGCGUGUCAUAGAGUCCGGGGCAGCCAGCCCAGCCCUGCCUCGCCGCAGCCCUCUCCUUCCCGCGCACUGAGCAGAGCCGAUGGCGCCGCGCUAGCAGCUUUCCUCCAGCCGCCGGGUGUGCAGGUCUGACCUGUCCUCGGGGCAGAACGGGGCUCUGCGGAUCUGAGCGCCCCUUCACUCCCGGCAGCCUGCAUUUUGAGGGUAUUCCUUCAAAUGGGUUCUCAUUGACUGCACCCGGGGAAUAAGGCAAGUUAGUUGCUGAAAGAUGGUUUCCCGGUAGAUUUUCCUUUCCUUCUCCAGGUCCCCGUCACGUAAACAAAUGUGUGAAAUCCCAGCGGCUUUCAUACAUCUCCAGCUUCUGACACAGCCGCAUGGGGCACAGCCGUCCUGAUCUAUGGGUCCUCCCGGUGAGGAGAUCCCUGAGCUGGGAUCCAGGCGACCCCCGCUCCAGUCCCAGUUCUUCCUGGGAGGGUUAGUUCCCACUCGUCUCUCUUCCCCUUCCAGCCCCUCAACCCCCCCUCCCAAUCUAGGAAGUGGGGCACAGACUUGAUAUCUAAGGCCGCUUCCGCUCCAAGGUUUUCUGAUCUAGGAUUGUUUCAAAGCUAAUUAAAAGGAAAACGAAGUUUGACUUAUUAAGUUCAUUGACGGCCAACCUGGUGAUAAUUCUGUGUGCAUAGCCCAAGAACACGUGGCUUUCUGUGCUUGCACUGCCUUUCAAAAUGAUCACAGUCUUUCAAAAGGACUCCUCCGACUUGAGAAACAACACCCAUCUUGAUUUGGAAAAUUAACCACUAGGGUUGCCUGCGUCACCGAAAAUAGGAUUGAAUUCAAGCUAUUGUUUUUUAAACAUAUUUUGAAAGAUAAAUUAUUUUUUAUUACACACACACUUCAAGAGAAUAUACACAGCCUGAAUAUAUAGUGUUUGUGGGACACGUACAACACACACACUUUCAUGCACACCCUUAAAUGCAUGUCUGUGCAGCCUAAAUCAGAUACUCUUGUUGAUGUUGGCAACUUCUUGUCAACUCCCUGUUCCUAAUGACCCAAAGAGCUGGGAACCUACAGAGCAAUGUCACUUACCUCCAAUCUAGAUAUGUUGAUUUCUUGAGCGAAAUUUCAUCAUACUCUCCCCCUCUGCAGGUGCAAAAGGAAUUUCCUUCUCCCUGUCUCUGAGUCCCCUUCUUCCUUUCCUGGAUUUCUUUUUCUCUUCUUCACUGUUCUUCCUCCACCCCUGAAUUGGCCAUGAAUUCAAAGAUCCCCUGAUUUAAAAAUCCUAAGCAUGAUUCCUAUGGCUGCGGUGGGAGUUUGGUCUCCUCACCAGCCAGCUGGUUCUUGGUAACACCUUCAGCCAACACUUCAAAACGACUUCCUUCACUAUACUUACUUCCCAAAGAACAGAAACACACUGUGAUCCACAAAAUGUUUCUGAGCCCUGACCCCACCCCAAAAACAUUUUCAUCCUUUUCUCAAAACUCCUUUGAAGGAACAUAACUAGCAACAAGCAAGAAGACAGUUGUCUGUCUUUUAAUUGCAGCAUAUUAUUAUUGCCUGUAUGAAAUAUGUAAGUGUUUUAUAUAUUCUCCUAUUUUAAGCUUAUAUUUUAUAUUGUUGAGAGAUCCUUUGUUUUCUUCCAAGGAGUCCUACUGUAAAAUUACUUAUAAGAUAUAAUUAAUCUUUAUGCUAUUGCUGUAUAUACAUUUGGUAAUAAAUAGUAAAUCAUUGACAAUAUGAUUGGCUGGUGCAGUCCAGAAUGUAUAUUAAUAAUCUUGUAAAACAUUAUCACAGACGUUAAGCUAAACUGUUCCCCCCCUCCCUUUUUUUUUUAGUAAGAACUACACAUGCUUUGGAACGGUUGUAGAUAUUGAUCUGUCUAAAAUAUUUAAUUUAAAUAAAUGUUUUUGUACCAUGA